Messenger RNA from Vicia villosa (hairy vetch), 2884 nucleotides. RefSeq names its product glycosyltransferase BC10-like. Gene Ontology annotation, cellular component: membrane. Bases 1127 to 2275 code for a protein of 382 amino acids. The transcript is spliced from 10 exons. The record is from RefSeq and is a predicted model, not a curated record. NCBI's taxonomy places the organism in Eukaryota, Viridiplantae, Streptophyta, Magnoliopsida, Fabales, Fabaceae. Gene Ontology annotation, molecular function: glycosyltransferase activity.
AAUUUUUGAUUUGUAAAAGCAAUGCUCCUAGAUGAUGUUGAUUUUUUUCUUCAAGGAAACAACAAUUUGCAUUCUCUUUCAUUUUCUUCAUUUUCUAGAGUUUCAGAGACAACAAAUUGCAUUCAAAUUUCUUAUCAUAUAAAGUGUUUUUAGAGCUAAUCAUCUUUAUUUUCUAUUGGCAGUUUUUUUUUUUUUUUUUUUAUAGGAUUUAAUGAAAAUACACCUUAGUGAAUAUUUUUUUUAGAAUUUAAGUAGGUUUUAAGGGUUAUAAUGUACGGAUUGUGUAAAUUUUUACAUGUCGUGCACUAUAUAAUUAUUUUUUUAGAGAAAAGAAGUCAUGCACUAAUAUUGUAAAAUAGUUUUACACCUUCAACAAAUCACAAUUAUGCAUCUAAUUACAUUCCACUUUUAUUUUAAAUUUUUUAAUGAUAUAGGAUUUUGUUAAUUUUAAUUUUUUUUAAUAAUAUAGCAUUUUGUUAAUUUUUUAUUGGUUGAACGUAUAAAAUAACUUUACUGACAGAGUGUAUAAAUAUUAUUUUUGUAUAGUACCAAGGUUUGUCUGAUUAUACUAGCGACCUUGAUUUUGAAAAUUGUGAUAGAUGAAACUACCAUAAUUUUUAUAUUUAGACCGCCAUAGUUUACAUGUUAUAUUUGUUGCAUUUGUUUGAAUAAUAGUAUAUAGAUAAAUUUCUCACUAAAUCAAUAAUCAUGUUUAGAAUUAUAGUUAAUUUUUAUUUUAUGAACAUAUUUUAAUCGAGAUACUUACUGUAAUAAGCUUACAAAUAAUAAAUAUUAACCACAAUGAUGGGAUAAAAUGCUUCCAUUUAUAACUAAUUAAUUUGAUGUAUGGAAAUAUUUGACAAUGAUAAAAAAAACAACAUUUAGAGAAAAAUAAUCAAUAUAUUUUGUAUUGUAGACAGUUGGGCGUGUGAGUGAGGUGGCAAGAACUCCGUAGUUUACAUAAAUCUCAUAAUUUUGUUAUGAUUCUGAUCAGUUAUUCAUUAUUACUCACUUUCACACUAUACUUGCAUUUGCAUCACCAUAGAUCAAUGUUUAACAAAUUAUUCAUUGUUAUUGUUAUUGUUAUUCUAAUAUGAAUGAAUGAUUCGUGAUUCAUGAUUCAACGAUGAUAGGGUUAAGAAAAUACUCAACAAAGAGACCUCCUACGUUUAUCAUUACAUUGGCUUCUGUGGUUUGUUUUGUUAUGAUUGUUACAGCUUACAUCUAUUCUACACCAACAACACCAUCCCAUCCCGAAAAAUGUAGUUUCUAUUCGUCCGAAGGUUGUCGUACGCGUGAUCUGUUUCCAAAUGCUUAUUUUUCUCGAGAAUUAACCGAUCAAGAGAUCGAAUCUCGUGUUGUUGUUAAAGAGUUACUCAACUUUGUUCCUCUUCAAACUACGACGCCUAAAGUUGCUUUCAUGUUCAUGACUCCCGGUUCAUUGCCUUUUGAGAAACUCUGGCACCUCUUCUUUCAAGGGCAUGAAGGAAAAUUUUCAAUUUAUGUACAUGCAUCCAAGGAAAAACCAAGACAUAUCAGUAGAUAUUUUGUUGGUCGAGAAAUUCACAGCGAACCGGUGAGUUGGGGGAGUUUUGCGAUGGUUGAAGCAGAAAGAAGACUUUUGGCAAACGCGCUUUUAGACCCUGAUAAUCAACAUUUUGUUUUGUUGUCUGACAGCUGCGUACCUAUUCGUCACUUCGAAUUUGUCUACAGCUACUUAUUGUAUACAAAUGUCAGCUUCAUUGAAUGCUUUCUUGAUCCCGGUCCUCAUGGAAAUGGAAGAUUUAUCGAGCAUAUGUUGCCUGAAGUAGAACUGAAGGAUUUCCGAAAGGGUUCGCAGUGGUUCUCAAUGAAGCGGCAGCACGCUGUUAUCGUUAUCGCAGACAGUCUCUACUACACAAAAUUCAAGUAUCACUGCAGGCCAAAUAUGGAGGGCGGGCGCAACUGCUACUCGGACGAGCAUUAUUUCCCGACCUUUUUCCAUAUGCUUGAUCCAGGCGGAAUUUCAAAUUGGUCGGUAACAUACGUUGACUGGUCAGAAGGAAAAUGGCAUCCUAGAUCAUUCGGUGCUCGAGAUGUUACUUAUAACGUCCUCAAAGCCCUAACAUCCUUUGAUCAAAGUCCACAUAUUACAAGUGAACCAAAGAGAACAGUAUUGAUGACACCUUGCAUAUGGAAUGGAUCAAAGCAGCCUUGUUAUUUAUUUGCCAGGAAGUUUUAUCCAGAUGCCUUGGAAAGAUUGAUGUACCUUUUCUCUAAUUCUACUGCAAUGUAAACUAUUUUCGAUUCAUCGUCAUUUUUCGAUAAUCAACACCUUAUGCUAUGAUCCUUAGCCUCAUCUUGGCUCUUGCACACAACAUUAGUCCCACAUUCCAGAGGCAAAUGGAUAGAAUUCUAUGGGAAGACAGAGAAAUUGAUUCAUAUUUUCAAACAUUUCAAUUGGUUGGACCUUGAAAGAUGAAUAGUUUGAUGCAUUUUAGUGAUUGUUUGUUUAGCAGCAUUGUGGAUUUUUGUGUUGGAUGGGAAAUAACUAAGAAGUGAAAUACAUAUGUCAUGAACUGAAGUAUCAGGUAACAUAGGGUGGAAAUUAGAUUAUUUAUUCAUGCAAAUCCAUACAUGAUUUUCAAAUUUGUGCUUCUUCAAAUUAACUUCCUUAAAAGCUUAGAUCUUAUUUAUAUGCUUUACAAUUGAUAAUCAUUUUUAAUAUAAAUUUUCACUGCACUUUUUCUGCAGUAAAGCCAAAUAUCAUAUGUGUAUAAGUGUAGAAACUAUUUUACAUCUCAACUCAAGUAUCUUUUAAGAGAAAAAGCUAAUUCAAGUGCUUGCAAUCGGUGAUUGUGGGGUUGUAAUUGAUUAUACCCUUUUGAUAGAAUCAAACAAAAUU